AUCAUUCAUUGAGUCAACUCAGUACAGACAACAACCAUGCAAUUGUUAGUGAUCUCCGCUCUUUUCGGGCUGGCUGCCGCUGCUUACUCACCAGCUUACCCCGAGCAGUCGAACCGCCCUCAGGCUUCCUUCGAGAAGAACGCCAGAAUCCUCGCCUUGGACUCUGAUGUCAAAGAAGACUCCUUCAGAUACAACUAUGAAACGGAAAACGGCAUCAAGGCUGAGGAACAAGGUCGCGAGGUCGACGGCAUCGAAGCUCAAGGAGGUUUCCAAUACACUGGCGAUGAUGGUCAAGUUUAUGCUAUCAGCUACGCAGCUGGUCAAGGCGGUUUCCAGGCCCAGGGCGCUCACAUCCCUACUGCUCCCCCCACUCCUGAAGCUAUCCUGAAGGCUUUGGAGCAGAACGCCCGAGAUGAGGCCGCUGGCAUCAUCGAUGACGGCCAGUACAACCCUGGAAAAUACGGUGACGCUAGUUUCCCCCAGCAGCAGUACAGAGCGCAGGCCCAAGCGUCAGCCAGCUACAGACAGCCCUACAAGUACUAAGGACAUGAAACACAUUACAACAUUGUAAACUAACAUUAAACAUCAAAAAUAAUUAAGUAGAACUAAACUUUAGCGAUAUUAAAUAUAUUAAAUUGGACGUACGUACUUUUAUGUAUUUAAUUGACAAAUUGUUCUACUUAAUAUUUUGUGAUGUGUCGCGUGUACAUUUUAAAGACCAAGUACAAAAUAAUAAAAUGUCUACUAAAGAGUUAAGUGUAAAAAUUUACCAGAUAAUGAAUGCAAUGAUUAUUUAUUUAACGAAUAAAAUAUUAAAAACGA
Messenger RNA from Bombyx mori (domestic silkworm), 822 nucleotides. RefSeq names its product cuticular protein RR-1 motif 17 (gene CPR17). Gene Ontology annotation, molecular function: structural constituent of chitin-based larval cuticle. The record is from RefSeq and is marked provisional. The transcript is spliced from 4 exons. The coding region runs from base 37 to 543 and encodes 168 amino acids. Lineage: Eukaryota; Metazoa; Arthropoda; Insecta; Lepidoptera; Bombycidae. Gene Ontology annotation, cellular component: chitin-based extracellular matrix.